This is a messenger RNA of Anarrhichthys ocellatus (wolf-eel), 3355 nucleotides long. It is a transcript of the gene slc2a8, whose product is annotated as solute carrier family 2 member 8. Gene Ontology annotation, biological process: D-glucose transmembrane transport. Gene Ontology annotation, cellular component: membrane. Gene Ontology annotation, molecular function: D-glucose transmembrane transporter activity. Lineage: Eukaryota; Metazoa; Chordata; Actinopteri; Perciformes; Anarhichadidae. Bases 268 to 1770 code for a protein of 500 amino acids. The transcript has 10 exons. The record is from RefSeq and is a predicted model, not a curated record.
CUUAAAUGUUGACAAGGCAAGUUGGGGUGUAGGAAGAAGCAGUUUCUGCGGUAAAUAACUGAAAUGUCGUUAAUGUGACACUGUAGCCUCUAGUAUCCCGGUUCCGUCCUCGUGUAGCUGCUCGGUUGCCAGUUUGUAACGCAACAAACGUUGAUUUUUUUCCCCCUCGGGUUAGUUUUGCUCGACCUGUUGAUGCAUAUAAAACACUGAAGAAGAAGAAGAAGAAGAAGAAGAAGGAGGAGGACACAUUUAGAUACUUUCCUCAGCAUGGACAUCCAGAACGAGAGGACGCGGCUGCUGGAUGGGGAGGAGGGCGGAGACGGGGAUCCUACCGGACUCAUGUCGGAGCAGGACGCGUACCUGAGCAAAGUGAAGAACAGGAACUUGUACCUGGCGACGUUCGCCUCCGUUCUGGGUCCCAUGAGCUUCGGCUUCGUGUUGGGCUACAGCUCCCCCGCCAUCCCCGAACUCACCAGGAUCGCCGACCCUCGGCUGCGGCUGGACGCCGACCAGGCCUCGUGGUUCGGGUCCAUAGUGACGGUGGGAGCGGCGGCCGGCGGCCUGCUGGGCGGUUGGAUGGUGGGGAAGAUCGGCAGGAAGCUCACCCUGAUGUUCUGCUCGCUGCCGUUCGUCUUCGGCUUCACCGUCAUCAUCGCGGCGCAGAACGUGUGGAUGCUUUACAUCGGCCGGGUGCUCACGGGCGUCGCCAGCGGGGUCACGUCGCUGGUCGUCCCGCUGUAUAUCUCUGAGAUGGCACACGAGCGCGUACGCGGGCUGUUGGGCUCCUGCGUGCAACUCAUGGUGGUGUUCGGCAUCAUGGGAGCUUAUCUGGCAGGUCUCUACCUGGACUGGCGCUGGCUGGCGAUCUGCAGCUCCAUCCCGCCGACGCUGCUGAUGGUCUGCAUGUGCUUCAUGCCAGAGACACCCCGCUUCCUGCUGUCACUGGGCAAGAGGCGGGAGGCCGAGGAGGCGCUGCGCUUCCUGCGGGGGCCCGACGCCCCCGUCGAGUGGGAGUGCGCCCGCAUCGAGGACGCCUGUAAUCAGCAGGGCUCUAGUUUCCAGAUGUCCGACCUGAAGGACCCCGGCGUCUACAAGCCUCUGGUGAUAGGCGUCAUGCUGAUGAUAUUCCAGCAGAUGACGGGGAUCAAUGCCAUCAUGUUCUACGCUGAGAACAUAUUUGAACAGGCGCAUUUUAAGGAGAGCGACCUGGCGUCAGUGAUCGUGGGUCUGAUUCAGGUCGUGUUUACGGGCGUGGCGGCGCUGAUCAUGGACAGAGCUGGAAGAAAAAUCCUUCUCAUAAUCUCAGGCGUUUUAAUGGCGAUCAGCACCACAGCAUUCGGGGUUUACUUCUACCUGAUGUCCAAACUUCACAGCACCAGCUCGCUGGGCCUCACGGACAUCCAGAGCCAGGCUGGCGUAGAACCCCACGCUGACCUGGCCUGGCUGGCCCUGGCCAGCAUGGCCGUCUUCAUCACAGGUUUUGCUCUCGGUUGGGGUCCGAUCCCGUGGCUCGUCAUGUCGGAGAUUUUCCCCUCCAAAGUGAGGGGGGUCGCCAGCGCCGCCUGCGUCCUCACCAACUGGAGCAUGGCGUUCCUCGUCACCAAGAACUUCCAAGACAUGAUGGGUCUUCUAACCAGCGCCGGAACCUUCUGGCUCUUCGCCUCGAUGUGCGUCCUCAACAUCAUCUUCACCAUCGCCUUCAUCCCAGAAACAAAGGGCAAGACACUGGAGCAGAUCGAGGCCACUUUUAGGGGCACAUCAGGUCCAUGAAGAGCCCCCCCCCCCCCCCACCCCUCACAUCACACAUGACAAAAACUGAAAAACCUCAGACCUGGUAUCUCUGAGCUGACUCGUCUUUGGGACACUGUGGGCAUUUCAUAUCUGUGUUAAGCCUGUGAAGCUGAUUUAAACACUAUAAAGAAUAAUAAUAAUAUAAUGUUCAGUUGUACGGAGGUGUGCUGUUGAACUGCUUUUUUAAUGGGAGGUGUUUCUAAUUUUUUGUCCGUCUGACUUGAACCCUUCAACAUUGAAGAAGUUGAUGGUCGGGCCGUUAAAUGCAGUUUUCUGCAGGUCAACUCCUUUAAAUCUUAACACAUCUAAGUGACUCCAGUGACACUUCAACUGCAGUAAAAUCAAACACGAGAGGGAAUAAAUCAUUUUAUUCAUUUAUAAAAUUACCUUUUUUAUUUUUCUUGUGCAUUUAAAAACUAAAAACACGUCGGGGAGCUUUAUUCAUUUAUUUUUCAUUCCACUGCGUCCCAAAAUAAAUGACGGAGCAGCCUUAUAAAUGUGCUUCAGUCACCACCAAUCUUCACCAUUUCACUGUAACUGCUCGUGGCUAUCGGCGCUGGUCUUGUUUAAUUGGACUGUAUUUUUGCAAAGAGGCUCAUUUGCAUAGAAAAGAGGCACGUUUUGCACCAAAUGUCUGCACAUUAUCUCAUUAGCACAGGAGCACAGAGAGGUGUUUAGCUCGGUAGCACGGUUUCUUUGAGUUUUAUCAGUGUGCUGCUACUGCCAGCAUGGAAGCUCUCCACUGCCCCCUGCAGGUCUCACUGCUGUCACUCACCUUCAUGUCGACGCGUUCACAUCUUCUGUGUGAUCGCCUUUAGGUCAUGUGCAUGGGGAAAGCUAUAAUAACACUGGGGUCUUCUCUACCUUCAUGUUUGGAUUAUUUACUGUGUAAAAGAGGAACAGAGGCUGUGAUGAGCUUGAGUUAAUGUCAGCUUUAAUAGAUUCCAGAGGGGUUGAGUUUUUAAUAAAAACAACCACUACUGCAGCGUGAUCUACUCCACUUAAGCUUCAUGUAUCAGCAGGUUCUCUACACUGAGAAGAUGUUUGGUUGAAAACAAGAAAUACUUAAAAAAUAACUUGAAAAAUAUUUAUCAUAAGUGUGGGCAAAAUGGAGACUUCUAAACGAAGUUGGUGUUCACUACUUUCUCUAUGUUCCCUUGGUCAGAAUGAUGUCUGGUGGGCCUGCUCCUUACACUCUAACAAAGAUGUUCUGAGCAGAAUCUUUACUGUCGUGGUGUUUUAGGAGAAAGCAUGCUGAGGUGACUGGACUCUGCUGUUUACACUGAUCGUUCAUUUAUCUGUGAAGUGAAUGUCAUCAGAGACAUGAAGUGAUAAUUAAACCGAUUCAGUGAUGGAAGCUUUAGUAAAACCUUGUUUAAUAACUGAAUGAAUACGGGUUUGUUUUUGUACUUUUUUUUUUUUUGGUAAUAAUUUGCUCUUACUCUUGUAAAGGAAAUGAAACAUUUGUUAACUGACUUGUAAAGAUAAUGAUGAUGUUCAAUGUCAUACUUCACUGAUGUCAUCUCAUUUGACUCUCAUUUGAAUAAAUAAUUGUCUGUUUUGA